CCAGCCACGGCCGCAGCAGUUGCACAGUCAGGAAAGGAAGCCUGUUCACAAGUCCAGAAGGAUGGGAGCAACGUGAAUUUCCUACUAACACAAAAAGGAGUUUGAAUAGAUAUCAGUUUGUGCAGAGAGGAGGGGGGGCAAGGAUUUGACAUGACAGCAGAUCUUUUUUUCACUUCUUUUAGUAGAGGGCUGUUUAAACAGAGCUGGACCUCACUCAUUCACCUAUUAAUACUGAACUUCAGUUGCCUGCAGAAGACCUGUAGGACAUUUUAAUUUCAUGGAUAUAAAGAAGAAUGCUAGUUUGAAAAUCUCGUGCCUUGGCUGUAAUAUUCUUUUGCUGUUCAUGGGUUUUGGUUUAGUGGAACAAAGUUCUUGUUGCCCUAAAUAUUGCAGCUGUGAGCACCUGUCAGUUAAUUGUACUGGUAGAGAUUUGGAAAACUUUCCAAUGGGCAUCCCUAUGGACACCAGGCAGGUCAUCCUCUCCCAUAACAACCUGACAUACUUGCCAUCCGUUGACCUCAAUCUCUUGAUUGACCUGGUGUAUUUGGACUGCAGCUAUAAUUUUCUUGGAGAUUCACUAGAAUCCACGUUUAUUGCCUUGCCGCUAGUUUACUUGGACCUUAGCCAUAACAACAUUACCAAAAUCACCUCAAGCACAUUCUAUCUGUUGACCAACCUUGUCGUUCUAAAGCUAUCAGACAACCCUAACCUUGAGGAGAUUGAGAAGGACUCCUUCGCCAAUAACUCUGGACUUCGCCAGCUUGAUCUCAGUCGGACGGCUCUAACCUACAUAGACUUGAGUACGAUUAGCCAACUGCCAAGUUUACGGACACUAGGCCUCAGUUCCAACCCCUGGGAUUGUUACUGUCCCAUGAAGGAAUUACUGGAAUGGGUGAGGGAGUCCAACGUUUAUUUCUUAGAUGAAGAUAACGUGACCUGUAGCACUCCGCUUCAUCUCCAUGGCUUGCUGCUGAAGGAUACUGAAAAACACAUAAGGCUGAUGUGCUUCACAAACCUUUAUGAGAGGGACUACAUCUUCCUCAUGUUGGUGGGUUUCGUUAUCUUUGGUUCUGGGACGGUGGUGGCUUGGUUGACUGGCGUUUGCAUCGUUAUCUAUGACCGUCUAUGUGGCCACAGUGAGGAUGAUGAGAAUGAGGUAGAUGACGAACCUCUGCCCCCACCAAAGCCCAAGAAAAAGGAUGAUUCAGAAAUCUAAGCAGGUGCACAUGUGAAGAUGCCAACCAUCUCUUUUUUAUGUGAAGAAUCAAGACUAGGAACAUGUAAACUGGCCGUUUAGAAGGCGAGAAAGCCAAUGCUUGGAUUUUCAUUAAAAUUGCUGGAUUGGUCCAGAACAUGAGCUUGGUGUAAUAGAACUGAUUCUUGGGGUUCGAGCUACUUUGUAAAACUAAGGUUUUUUGAGGUUGCUAAUGUCAUUGUACCAACUGGUAGCCUCAUUUUCCAAGAACACAGGAGAAGGCGCCAUUUUAGUUCCUCUUCAUGUUUGGGCUAAAAUAUUUAUGAUGGACUAAGCCAGAUGUACUAUCAAUUCAUAGAGCUCUUGCAGAGCUGAUUCAGUAAAGCAAGAGGAAGCUCUCCAAAAAAGAGACCAUCAGAUACCAUAGGAACUUGAUAGGUUUCUUGAAAUUUCUUUCAUUUCUUUCAAAGUGAAUUUUGGUUAUUGAGCUAAGGUAACAGUGGGGUCAUAGUGAGGUAACAGUGAUGUAACCGUGGGGUAACAGUGGGGUAACAGUGAUGUAACAGUGAGGCAACAGUGAGGUAACAGUGGAGUAACAGUGAGGUAACAGUGGGGUAACUGUGAGGUAACAGUGGGGUAACAGUGAGGUAACACUGAGGUAAAAGUGAGGUAACAGUGAGGUAACAGUGAGGUAACAGUAGGGUAACAGUGAGGUAACAGUGGGGUAAUAGUGAGGUAACAGUGGAGUAACAGUGAGGUAACAGUGGGGUAACAGUGGGGUAAUAGUGAGGUAACAGUGAGGUAACAGUGGGGUAACACUGAGGUAACAGUGAGGUAACAGUUAGGUAACAGUGGGGUAACAGUGAGGUAACAGUGAGGUAACAGUGGGGUAACAGUGGGGUAACAGUGGGGUAACAGUGAGGUAACAGUGGGGAUGGAUACAGUUGUGUCUUUCUCUACGCAAGAAGGGUUUUGAUAUCAUCAUGAAAAUACUGCAUGAUACAAAGUCGGAGAGUGUUUUAUAUUUGAACAAUGUGUUCAAAUGUAGUCAAAAUCAGUUUUAAGUCUUCCACUUAAAAGAUUUAUAUUUAGAGAAAUGUUUACAGUGAUCUAAACCUAGUUAAAGAAAAAAUUCAAUGUGAAAAGAAAUUUAAAAAAUGCAUUUUGUUACUAGAAUGCUUCUUUAAAUGUUAAACGUCUGUCCUCAAAUUAUUUCUUCUUUAUUGUUAAUGUCAUUUCACAGCUGUUUAAAGGGACAUAAAACUCCCAAAAAUGAUUUCAUGAUUCAGAUAGAGUGUAACAGUUUUAAAAACUUUCCAAUUGACUUAUUUUAUAAAAUGUACUUCAUUCUCUUGGUAUCCUUUGGUGAAAAGCAGGUAGGAAGGUGUAAGAGGAGGAGGGUGCAUGUAACUGGAGCAGUAAAUGGCAGCUGAUUCAUAACUGUUAUAUAUUUGCAAAAACAGUAGGGUGGUAGCAGUGUUUCCUGUUAUGUACCGCUCUAGAAAUGUACUUAUCUAGAUAUCUCUUCAACAAAGAAUACCAUGACAACAAAGUAAAUUUUAUAAUUGAAGUAAAUCAGAAAAAAAAAUGUUUAAAGCUGUAUGCUCUGUUGAAAUCAUGAAAGAAAAAAAAUUAGGUUUCAUGUCAGCAGCCCACCUGUUCCAUAAUGUAACAAUGAAAACACAAUUAAAUUCUUGUUGAUUAACUAUA
Messenger RNA from Bombina bombina (fire-bellied toad), 2905 nucleotides. It is a transcript of the gene LRRC52, whose product is annotated as leucine rich repeat containing 52. The transcript has 2 exons. Bases 278 to 1216 code for a protein of 312 amino acids. NCBI's taxonomy places the organism in Eukaryota, Metazoa, Chordata, Amphibia, Anura, Bombinatoridae. The record is from RefSeq and is a predicted model, not a curated record. Gene Ontology annotation, molecular function: potassium channel activator activity; transmembrane transporter binding; voltage-gated potassium channel activity. Gene Ontology annotation, cellular component: voltage-gated potassium channel complex.